Messenger RNA from Ectocarpus sp. CCAP 1310/34, 2304 nucleotides. The record is from the annotation of a GenBank genome assembly. Lineage: Eukaryota; Phaeophyceae; Ectocarpales; Ectocarpaceae.
AUGCUCGGUUCAGUUCUUCAACUAACCCGGCUUUGGCAGCCGUUCCCAGCGAAAGCGACCUGUUGCCGAACACCUUACGAGGCGUUUCUUCAGGGCGCUCCGGCCUCUGUUGCCUCGGCCGUUUUCGACCCGUCUACCGAGUAUUGUACUCCAGACAUGGUUUUCUUUUGGAAGCCGCCCUCGCCUUUUUCCCAAUGGACACCGUCGACCUUCACGGUCGAUGGCGUUGUUUACUCGUGUGCCGAACAAUUUUUCGCUGCAGAAAAAGCCCGUCUUUUCAGAGAUCGCUGUGCUUUGCAGAACAUCAUGCGAGUGUCAGACCCGGCCUUACACAUAAAGUUUGGCCGUGAGGUCCGUGGUUUCGACCAAUCUCUAUGGGAACAAGAACGCGAAAACAUUGUGCUCACCGGCUGUUACACAAAAUUUAGUCAAAAUUCCGAGUUACGAAAUCAUCUCCUCGGAUCUGGUGGCAAAAUCCUUGCCGAAGCCAGUCCUUACGACCGUGUUUGGGGCAUUGGCCUCCAGGUCUAUCAUCCUGACGCUGGAUGCACAUCUAGAUGGCGCGGCCUCAACCUGUUAGGCACCGCCCUACAGAAGAUGGAAGUUACCAACUUCGCUAUGCAGGCAAACAUUUCGUUCAACUUCACCCAGAGCAUAGCCUCAUUCAGUUCCUCCUGGCGGCGCACCCGUCACGUCUCGCCCCUAUCGCGUCCCCCGGUGGCGAAACAAGUUGACGCCAUCCUUGACCAAUAUCUUGCGGCAGGUUUGAUCCAACAUUCGACCUCGCCUUACUCGAGCCCUUUGGUAGUCAUACCGAGGAAAUCUGGUGGUGUUCACAUCACCGUAAUUUAUCGUAGGCUCAACAAGCUUUGUGCUUUGAGUCAGCUUCCGAUUCCUCGAGUCGAUGAUACUUUGGACAAGUUGUUGAAAGGGCGAACUUAUUCCCUUUUCGACAUGAAAUCUUCUUUUCACCAAAUCACGGUGCACCGCGAUACAACCCCUUUAACGGCAUUCGUGACGUCUUCCGGGCUUUUCGAGUGGUUGAAGAUGCCUCAAGGCAGUUCGGCUGCCCCUGGGUGGUUUCGCAAAGUUGUCAACGAAGUCAUCAAAAAUCUCCAAGGUGUUGCAUCGUACUUGGAUGAUUUGAUCGUCUUUGAUGACACCCCCUACUCAUACUUCCUCGGACACACCAUCUCCCCUGACGGCGUUAGGCCUAUCGGUGCCAAGGUUUCGGCCCUCACCAAAAUGCCUAUGCCCAGGGAUGUCAAGCAACUGCGUUCCCUUCUCGGUGGUCUCAGCUACUACCGUAAGUUCCCCCCCAACAUGGCUAAACGCAUUCGACCUCUGACUACUCUACUCAAGAAGCAGGAGAAGUUUAUCUUCACCCCAUCCAUGGAGCAAGCCGUUCGCGAUUUGUUAGCUGAGUUGGCCAAUCCCCCUGUUUUGGUUUAUCCAGAUUGGGAUGCUGUUUCAGACGGCUCGCGACCUUUUUAUCUUUACUGUGAUGCUAGUCGCGAUGGGUUUGGUGGGACUCUCGAACAAGAACAGCCAGAUGGUUCCAUUCGCCCAAUUGUCUUCAUCAGUCGGGCUACUUUGGACUCAGAAAGCCACUGGACUCCCCUCGAUCUCGAAGCGGGUAGCAUCGUGUGGUGUAUCAAGCGCCUUCGCGGCUACUUGUGGGACCUCUUCAGCCGCCGUGCUGAUAUGUACGCGGUUACGGCUGCAGAAUUCACCACCGAAGGCACAGCUGACAUCCUUGUCGACAGGGCCUUCUGCGCCCUUCUUGGGAGCGUGAGAUGGACCUGCAGCAUUCCAAGCCGCACAUUCUCCGGUACUGGGCAGGUUCGCCUGACCAAGAUCGCCAAACAAAUCGCCGUUAUCGUGCGAUGCGCAUUGGAGCCGCUACCAGGGAAUUGGCGCGUGCUCAAGGUGCGCGAGCUUUGCCUUCGGGCUACUCGCUUGUCCCGUUCAACAUGGGACCGUCGCUUCGCCAACACCCCUCUACCAGUGGGCGCCUUCUUCUGGUACAAGACACAAGAUGGACUCUGGUGGUUGGGCAAGAUUUCUGGACCACCUCUGCCGUCCGACUUCUACGUCGUCCGCUUCUUGGACGAUCCUGGAUCUGUCAAGCUCGCCCUUCCCGAUGUUCGCUACUCUACCGUCGAAACCGCCGUCUCCGGAUCCUGGUGCUUCCAAGUACACAGCGGCAGCGCUCUAUUCAAGGGUGUUCUCCGCAACAUCGACAUGUCGCGUGGCGACGUUGUGACCGCUUCGUUGUCUGAUGACAUCGCGCGCCCACAUUAA